Larimichthys crocea (large yellow croaker) is the source of this 1128-nucleotide messenger RNA. RefSeq names its product microseminoprotein, prostate associated 1 (gene msmp1). The record is from RefSeq and is a predicted model, not a curated record. The transcript has 3 exons. Lineage: Eukaryota; Metazoa; Chordata; Actinopteri; Sciaenidae. The coding region runs from base 251 to 640 and encodes 129 amino acids. Gene Ontology annotation, cellular component: cytoplasm.
UAUCACUUUAGAGGUUCAUGCCCGCUGAAGCGCAGCGAGGUGAUCUCCAGAGUGCCCAAAACAGCGCCAAGAUACAAGAUUCCACCACCUCCUCAUUCCCCAAUGGAUGGCACCGCUGACACCUUCUUCAGCCAGGCCUGUGGGCCACAUGACGGUGCUUGAUCCCACCUCCACGCCGCGCUUGUAAAGCCUCAGGAUGUAUAAAUAAGAGAGCAAAGGGAGAAGAGGAACCAGAGGCCGACCAGACCAGAUGAAGAUGGAGCUCGCCGGGGUUAACUUUGUGCUCGCUGCUGCAGGGUUUCUUCUGUGGACCAGUGGUGGAUCUGCUGCACCCAUGGAGUGCCACUUCAACUCCAAAGCUCUGUGUGUGUUCGAGGAGAGACACUACUCACUGGGUGAAACCUGGAUGGACAACGCUUGUAUGCAGUGCACCUGUCUGCACCCUGUCGGCGUCGGUUGCUGUGAGACGGUGCAUCGGCCGGUGGAUUUCCCCGCAUGGUGUCAGGUGCGGGUGGAGCCGGUGACCUGCAAAGUGUCCCUGGUCCAGACAGCCGACCCUCGCCUGCCCUGCUCCCCAGGCGAGGACAUCCAGGACCCGAGCCACGGAUCGCUCCAGCUGCAGCAACAGCUUGAGGGGUAGAAAACCUGCUCAGACCAGCGACUACCUGAUCAAUCUGUUCGCCUGUGAAACCAAUAUUCGCUCUAGUUAAAUAUCAAUAACCACUUUUAUACACAUACUGUACUAAUAUAAAACUUUAACAGCAUCUGUAGUUUUUGGAUUGUAUCAACAAAGAAGGAAAUGUGAGUCUGUGAAAACAUAUUUAAGAAAGAAAUGUAGAACUUUACAGCAGAUUUUUGAUGUACCACAUUAACAAAUUUAGAAAGAUUUAGGCAUCUUAGAUGAAACUUUACUUUUAAUAUGUUUGAUAUUAGAGAUUAGUCUAAUCAUGUCUGAUAUGAGCUACACAACUUUAUUUUAAUAGCGAUUGUUGAUGUUUUUCAUACUCCAUAUCUGAACAUUUUUCCAUUUCUAUUAAACCAAAUGCCAUUUUUUAACUAAUCCAAUGACGACUUAUUGUAAAUAUAAGCAAAUAUAUACGUACAUUAAUAUAUGUAACUAUCCCUGUU